AUCGAAUGGACACCCCUAACUAUAACACAUGCAAUGGGCAUGAUUUAUAACACAUGCAAUGGGCAUCUGGAUACAUAACCAUUUUUGUCUCUAAUAAUUUUUUUUUGGAGAUAAUCUCUCUCUUGGGCGGUUGGGCCCUGUCUGUAUCAAAGAUGCCUGAGACCCUUUUGUUUAUAAUUUCUAUAUGACCUUAAACAAGCUUGUGAAGAGCAUUUUAUGGGUUGUCCCAAAAGUUACAAUAGGCAUGCUUGUGUGGAGCAAUAGCUAAUUAUAAUGUGGUGGAGUACAGACAGACACACACAUCUGCAUUAACUUUAGGUCUUAACUUUAUGUGCACAAGUAGGUCUAAACUCUAAAGAGAAUUGCUACUUCUUUUGAAGUCUGAAGCUAAAUGGUCCUCCAAUGCUAAUGUAGUAUGAAAACCCUCUUAAGAGUCUGAGCAUCACCUAUGCUUCUUAGAGAAAAAGACAAUAGCAGUAUCCAGAUGCCUUAUUUUUGCAGAACAAUCCAAUAAUAGUUUUUUGAAAGCAACUUACAUAUUUUUCUUCUUAGUUAAAGUUUAUUUUUCAUGUUUUGGAAGAGACUGGAAGAAAGACAAUACUAUUCCUUAAAUUGUCAUGACUUACAGGUUACACAAAUCUAGGGAGAAUUGGUUGGAUGACAUGGGAUAUAGCCAGUUGGGACAUAGAUGUUAUCAGCAGUUGAAAAGACAACUCAAGCUCAUUUUAUUUCUGGCUUCAAUCCAAGAAGUUGGGUUGUCUUCUAUUCUAUUUUGGCUUGUAUUUAGCUGCAAAGAAGCUUGCUUGCAAACUUGUAACUGAUUAUGGGUUGGUUUUGUUUGAUUUUUGGGUUGGGGAAAUGUAUAAUAGGCUAGCUGUAGAUCAUCUUCUGCAAUUGAUUGCUUACACUAAUUGCUUCUAUGAACUUUUCAGGAGCGGUCUGCAAGAUCAUUUUUCUUCAAAACCUAUAAGCAAUACUUCAAGUAUGAGCACUGUUGAUUGAUUCUGAGGACUUGCUACAAAUGGCAGAUGUAUAACGCUAAUAGUAAGGUUGGUCAUGAACUAGGUCUUAAUAAGAAUGCCCCAUUUGAAGGUCCUAUGGCUGCGUACGAUUUAGGAGUUAACCAAAGGGAUUCGUUUGGUUUGAAUGAAAAUCAAACCUCGUUGUCUAAGACACCAAUGAGUGAACCUCAAGGUAUUGUUGUAAAUGAAAAUGAUUCUCCUUUCCAAGCAUCCAAUGGCAAUGAUGCUAAUGUUAUUGAAAGACUGAUUGGCUCCAAAUCUGUUAAGAGUGCUAGGCUACGGGAGAAAGGCGGAAAGAAUGACUCUUCUGGUUCUAUGAGUGAUAGUAUCAAUGUUGGAUUUCAAGGGAUGAUGGAGAAUAGUCACCAUAAUUGGAAUAGCUAUAUACAAAGCAUGGAAGAGCGUAGGAUGAAAAAAGAGGAAGAAGACCAACAUCGGGAUGCUGAGGAUGGGGAGAAAUAUGAUGAGGAGAGAUUACUGUCGAUGGUUGUUAAGAAAUCCAAGAUUUAUAAAAACAGGGCAAACAUCACUGCAACGCUUAUCAAUACACGAAGACAACUUUGAGCAUUCAAUCAAUCUACUCCCAUGAACUCUAAUGAGAUUAAAGAGUAUGAACAACUUGUUCAAGAUCUUGAAUCUCAGCUUGAAAGUAAAUAUUUUCAUUUUCUAGUACAUGUGGUUUUGAUUUUGUUGAUAUUUCAUUUUUUGUUUUUCAUCAAUUCUGUGUAUGUUCAGAACUUUUGCAAGUGGAUACGAUCAAUCCUGUGAGUCCUUCGCGUGGUUCUGGAGGUCGUGGAAAGAGAGCUUCUACCUCUGACGUUGUACGUAGGAGGUUCAACGAUGAAGAUUGGCUCGAUGAAUCAAGUUAAUGAUUCCGAUUGCUUGAUGAGAUUAAGGAUGGGUUCUUGCCUGCUGAUAUUGUGUGCUGGUCAUAUCUUUGAAGUUGGGUUUGUGUAUCAUUUGGAUUAAGAUUGUGUUUAGGUGGAUUUCUUAACUGUUAUGUAUGGCAUUUCUUUUAAUUUGAGAUUUAUGUUUAACUUCUUUCAAAGAUUAUAGAUCAUUUGGAUUGAUUAAGUGUUAUGUAUGGGACAUGUUUGAAUUUGGGAUUUAUGUUUAAUUUAUUUCAAAGA
Molecule: messenger RNA, 2152 nt
Organism: Tripterygium wilfordii
Lineage: Eukaryota; Viridiplantae; Streptophyta; Magnoliopsida; Celastrales; Celastraceae
Exons: 2
Coding region: 1029-1586 (185 amino acids)
Source: RefSeq, a predicted model, not a curated record